GUCCUACUGUCCUUGUCUUCUUGUCUUCAACAUAAAGGAGAUUGUUUUAAAUCAAAAGUAAAAACAAGCUUAGUAACAAAAUGUCAUGCCCGAACAACGUGGCAGCCAACACAUUCCUGAUGGACUCGCUGGUGGGAGGAACAUCUCCUUACAGAGGUGAGGGAUAUUCCACUAACUCUGGAAUGUAUAUGCAAACGUCUGUAGAAUAUGGUUGUUCCAUGAUGAUGGGUAGUUUUGGCAUUGCUGGUACCCCUCUCUCCAAACGGGAUGAGCUGCAACCGAGUGGGAUGCAUCUCAGCAGUUACCAGCAUUCGCAUUACCUGUCGCAGCGGGACACUUGGACUGCAGGCUCUAAAACUUACAGAGGCUCUCAACCUGUUGCCCAGACUUUGCACCCAUUCUCAUUUCCAGCUGCUAGUAAUGUGAAGGAGGAAGCGAUCCCUUGUCUUUACCAGACUGAUAUCGACAGCGCCAAGGAGAAAUCCACCUACAUCCGUCUGGGAGACAAUAGCAGCCACACGAAUCAAAGCACCGUCUCCACCCCCGAUUAUUUCCAACGGAGCCAGGUGUACACCAGUGAAAGGAGCCGCCACGGAGAUGAGUUCGGCUCGGACUUUAACCCAAUACCCAGAAUACCAACGCCAGAAGAGGCUAUAGCUGGAGAACCAUAUGUCAAAACCAACAAAGAAGACAAGGGAGGGAAUGCGCAGGAGGACGACAUGGAUAAGAGACAGUCUAGAAAAGAGGAGAGUGUCUCAAAAACAGACAGUUGUUGUACCGACGAUUCCGAGAGCGAACUGAAAGAUGAGGAUAAAUUAGAGAAAGCAGCUGGAAACUGGCUAAAAGCGAAAAGUGGACGAAAGAAGAGAUGUCCCUACACCAAGCAUCAGACACUUGAGCUGGAGAAAGAGUUCUUGUUCAACAUGUACUUGACUCGAGAGCGCCGUCUGGAGAUCAGCAAGAGUAUCAACCUCACAGACAGACAGGUCAAGAUCUGGUUCCAAAACAGAAGGAUGAAGCUAAAGAAGCUCAACAGUGAAAGUCGCGUCCGGGAGCUAACUGGCUAUAGCUUCAACUGAGGGCUAAAAAACAAAACAAAACAGACAAAAUAAAUAUUAAUCAAAUACAUACUGUCUCUCGUUUCCCCACGUUUUGCCCAUUUCUAUUUUUUCCCUAAAAUUUCUCCUAUUUAUUCACAUGCUGACUCAUAUACAAUAUAAAAUAGCAAAGCGGGGUAAAACGCUGGCCUCUGCCAUUUAUUGCUAAAAGAACUGGAACCUCUUGCAAACAGUAUACAUUUAGUCAACACUCGAACCUAACCUAUCAUUGAGAAACACACAAGAAUAACAUUGUAUAUGCCAGUUGAGGAUUAAAAGGACGCUUGGUGCAAAUAUUCGUGAUAGAUUUGCAUUACUAAACUCCUCAACUCCGAAUCUUUAGAAAGAGAUGUUGAUGUCUUAGAAUAGCUUGUUUGCCGUCAGUGCGCUUGUCCCAUACAAUGCGUGCUCUGUAUUUUGCAUGCUUUGCUCUAUAAGUGUAAUUGUAAUUUUGAUGUUUAACUCGAGAGGCUGAUAAAUAAAA
Molecule: messenger RNA, 1581 nt
Organism: Myxocyprinus asiaticus (Chinese sucker)
Lineage: Eukaryota; Metazoa; Chordata; Actinopteri; Cypriniformes; Catostomidae
Product: homeobox protein Hox-C10a-like
Exons: 2
Coding region: 81-1079 (332 amino acids)
Biological process (GO): regulation of transcription by RNA polymerase II
Cellular component (GO): nucleus
Molecular function (GO): RNA polymerase II cis-regulatory region sequence-specific DNA binding; DNA-binding transcription factor activity, RNA polymerase II-specific
Source: RefSeq, a predicted model, not a curated record